This is a messenger RNA of Heterobasidion irregulare TC 32-1, 816 nucleotides long. RefSeq lists its product as uncharacterized. The record is from RefSeq and is a predicted model, not a curated record. Lineage: Eukaryota; Fungi; Basidiomycota; Agaricomycetes; Russulales; Bondarzewiaceae. The transcript has 2 exons. Gene Ontology annotation, molecular function: ATP binding; protein serine/threonine kinase activity. Gene Ontology annotation, biological process: protein phosphorylation; intracellular signal transduction. The annotation marks the transcript as partial.
GACCUUACCAACCGCUUCAUAGGCAACAAUAAUUUCCGCAUAGCAAAGCCUCUGCGUGCGGGAGGAUAUGGCUUUGUGUACCAUGCACUCGACACUGCUGUCCCCCCCCAUAUCCGCAAGGAGUACGCCGUCAAAUGUAUGUUGAAAGCCACUCCUGACCAUCCCAUGGCGCGCCGUCAGGAUCGCGAAAUGGCCCUCCAUGCAAUGGUCUCGCACCACCCUGGUGUCAUUACUCUCCACCGUGUCGUGGAACAGGGAGGUUUCCUGUUUCUCGUUAUGGACCUCUGCAAGUCUGGGGACAUGUUUGACGCCGUCAUGGUGCGGCAGAUUUACAAGAACAAUGAUGAGUUGUUGAAGCUGGCCUUCACCCGACUCAUCGAUGCUGUCGAGGGUUGCCAUGAGCGGGGCGUAUUUCAUCGCGAUCUGAAGCUGGACAACAUCCUUGUGUCGGAGGACGGAUCGCAGGUGUGGCUCACAGAUUUCGGGCUCGCGACUUCGGACGUCAUGUCGACUGAGUAUGGCAACGGUACUCCCACCUAUAUGAGCCCUGAAUGCACGAGGCGAAUCCCUGAGGGAUCAUUUUCUUCCGCGGCAAGCGAUGUAUGGUCUCUCGGUGUCAUCCUUUUUAACAUGAUCACCCUCAGCAACCCCUGGAACCACACAAGAUCUGAUGACAAUAUGUUCAAAGACUACCUCUGCAAUCAGGACUUCACUCCCAAAUAUGCCAUGUCUGAUGCGGCCAACACCCUCUUCGAACGCAUCUUUACCCUUGAUCCCUCCUGUCGCAUAUCUUUGGCGGGGUUGCGUGAGGAGGUG